AUGUUGUGGUAUAUUUGGCUGACCUUGCUACUGAGCAGCGUGGUUUCUGCGCAGGUGCCGGAGCAGAGCGACGAUUCAGAUCAGGCUUUGGCGGAAGAGUUGCUCCUCAGCUUCGACUCGUACGAAAAUGACCGCAUCAACGUGUUUCUCAACACCUACACGGUGGAGGACGACGACGAGUCCACUGCAGAACGACCGGACGUUUUUGGCCGUCUGGAAAUCAUGGUCAAGAAAUACGACGCAAACCGCAAGUUGAGCAAUAUUUUGCACCAGGAGCUUAUCUACAAUUUAAGCUCGGCAGAUCGCCUUCCGCAGAGCGAUUUCGGCUGGUUCCGCAGCAACAGCCGGUCUGUUGACUACGUCCAGAUGGAGCCGGUUCGGAUCAACAACAAGGUGUACGACUAUAGGGACGGCCAGCUGGUGAACGUGCGGCUGCUCUAUUUCCAGCUCGUGCACUUUGGCGUCGAGACGGCGUUCGUGGGACGCAAGUUUCUGGUCGUUGUGAAGUAUCUGGAGGACGAGAUUUUCCUUGUGAGCGAUAUGGAGCCGGACUACGACGAGAGCAAGGGCUGGACCCGGUUUGUGCAGCACAACGAGUACUGGAUUAUUUCGCUGCUCUCUGUUCUCUUUCUUGUGCUCUCGCUCAUCGCCAUCUAUCUGCUGGUGCUUUUCAACAGCAGACUGGCCGACCGUGCGAGCCGGCGUAAGGGCCGCGACUGGGUCGAGGACGAGAAGGAGCGCCUAAUACGCGAGUUUUUCAAAAGAUGA
Ogataea angusta is the source of this 768-nucleotide messenger RNA. RefSeq lists its product as uncharacterized. The record is from RefSeq and is a predicted model, not a curated record. Bases 1 to 768 code for a protein of 255 amino acids. Lineage: Eukaryota; Fungi; Ascomycota; Pichiomycetes; Pichiales; Pichiaceae. The transcript has a single exon.